Molecule: messenger RNA, 896 nt
Organism: Oncorhynchus gorbuscha (pink salmon)
Lineage: Eukaryota; Metazoa; Chordata; Actinopteri; Salmoniformes; Salmonidae
Product: collagen alpha-1(II) chain-like
Exons: 11
Coding region: 261-896 (211 amino acids)
Molecular function (GO): protein binding
Source: RefSeq, a predicted model, not a curated record
ACGAGAUUUGGAACCCGGAGCCAUGUAAGAUCUGUGUGUGUGACCUGGGGACUAUUACUUGUGAGGACAUCCGAUGUGAAGACCUAGCCUGUAAGGAAACCAGCACCCCUGAGGGAGAAUGUUGCCCCGUGUGUUCUGAGGCUGCAGGAACCCAGGGCCAGCAGGCUACUACCUGGGAUAAUCUGCUACCAAAGAUCAAAACAGACGAGAAGAAGGAUGAGACCUGCAGGGACAACGGGCAGGUAUACGCCCACAACAACAUGUGGACCCCAGAGCCGUGCAGGGUGUGUGUGUGUGACAGUGGAACCACCAUCUGUGAGGAGGUGCAGUGUGAGAUGGUGGGGAACUGUGAGAAGGUGACCAUCCCUGAGGGAGAGUGCUGCCCCUUGUGUGACAGCUUCUCCAGCGCUAACAGGAGGAUAGAAAUGAUGGCGUUCAAGGGUCAGAAAGGCGAACCUGGUGAUAUCCCUUACGUCGUGGGGCCAGUAGGUCAACCCGGACCAAUGGGUCCUCCCGGAGCUCAGGGGAGCAGAGGAUACACUGGUUUCAAGGGCAGAAAAGGUUUACAGGGCCCAGCUGGCAUCGACAGGGAACCAGGAGUCCCAGGGAACCCUGGUGAGCCAGGAUCCCCCGGCCAGCCCUCACACCCUGGGGGUCAGCUGGUCUCUCAAAUGGCAGCAGGCUUCGGUGAGAAAUCAGCUGGGAUGAUGGGAAUGAUAUCUGGCAACAGGGGUGAGGCAGGACCAAGAGGGCCUCCUGGACAGUCCGGUCAACCAGGCUCUACAGGGGGGCAGGGGGCCCCAGGAGACGUUGGAGACCCUGGAUCCAUGGCAUUAUCUCAGGGAACUAACACAAGUCUUCAGUUCUCAGGCAAAGUUAUCAUCAUCGAUCACUGA